AUGGCUGGAACAGCUCCUUUCUACAUCAAGUAUUCACGAGUGCUGUUUAGCAUCGAGGUCACCUCUACCUACUUCGCCGUGAGGAACUACUGGCGAGGAUUCUUUGCAGCCACGUUCAGCGCCUUUGUUUUCCGAGUGCUGGCCGUGUGGAACAAGGAUGCUGUCACCAUCACAGCUCUCUUCAGAACCAAUUUCCGAAUGGAUUUUCCCUUUGACCUGCAGGAACUCCCAGCCUUUGCAGCCAUUGGGAUUUGCUGUGGGUUCCUGGGAGCUGUAUUUGUGUACCUGCAUCGCCAAGUCAUGCUCGGUGUCCGAAAGCACAAGGCCCUCAGCCAGUUUCUGGCUAAGCACCGCCUGCUCUAUCCUGGAAUUGUUACCUUUGUCAUCGCCUCCUUCACCUUUCCACCAGGAAUGGGACAAUUCAUGGCUGGAGAGUUGAUGCCUCGCGAAGCCAUCAGUACCCUGUUUGACAACAACACAUGGGUAAAGCAUGUAGGCGACCCUGAAAGCCUGGGCCAGUCAGCUGUGUGGAUUCACCCAAAGGUCAAUGUGGUCAUCAUCAUCACCCUCUUCUUCAUCAUGAAGUUCUGGAUGUCCAUCGUGGCCACCACUAUGCCCAUACCCUGCGGAGGCUUCAUGCCUGUGUUUGUGCUCGGAGCUGCAUUUGGAAGGCUGGUAGGAGAGAUCAUGGCCAUGCUUUUCCCAGAUGGUAUCUUAUUCGACGACAUCAUCUACAAGAUCCUACCUGGGGGCUACGCAGUAAUUGGAGCAGCAGCGCUGACUGGUGCAGUAUCCCACACAGUCUCCACAGCCGUGAUUUGCUUUGAACUAACGGGUCAGAUCGCUCACAUCCUACCCAUGAUGGUGGCUGUUAUCUUGGCCAACAUGGUGGCUCAGAGCCUGCAGCCCUCCCUUUAUGACAGCAUCAUCCAGGUCAAGAAGCUACCCUACUUGCCUGACCUUGGUUGGAACCAGCUCAGCAAAUUUACAGUCUUUGUCGAGGACAUCAUGGUACGGGACGUGAAGUUUGUUUCAGCUUCUUGCACUUAUGGGGAGUUGCAAAACUUGCUCCAGACCACCACAGUCAAGACUUUACCACUGGUCGAUUCAGAAGAUUCGAUGAUCCUGCUGGGCUCCGUGGAGCGGUCAGAACUGCAGUCCCUUCUGCAGCAUCACCUGUGUCCUGAGCGGAGGCUGCAGUUAGCCCAGGACAUGGCAAGGAAGUUGUCAGAGCUGCCCUUCGAUGGGAAGGUGCGGCAGGCUGGGGAGGGGCGCCGUGGCGUCUGGCCCCAGGGUCGACCUGAGUCUUUUGCCUUUGUCGAUGAGGAUGAAGAUGAGGACCUCUGUGCGAAGCCCGAGCUUCCUCCUCUUCCUCCUCCUCACCCCUUUCCAACUGCUCCACUGCCCCCCGAAGAGCCCAAUGGGCCCCUGCCCGGCCACAAACAGCAGUUGGAAGCACCGGAGCUUGAAGGUAAAGAUUCUCCCAUCAUGCACCUCACCCUUGAGACUGCAGGUCAAAGACCCUCCAUCUUUCAGUCCCUGCUGCGCUGCUUGCUGGGCAGAGCUCGCCCCACAAAGAAGAAAAUGACCCAGGAUUCAGAAGAUUUAGUGGAUAACAUGUCACCUGAAGAGGUGGAGGCCUGGACGCGAGAGCAGCUGAGCCAGCCUGUCUGUUUUGACUCUUGCUGUAUCGACCGGUCCCCCUUCCAGCUGGUGGAGCACACGUCGCUGCACAAGACUCACACGCUCUUCUCCCUGCUCGGCCUCCACCUUGUGUACGUGACCAGCAUGGGGAAGCUCAGGGGGGUGCUGGCCUUGGAGGAGCUGCAGAAGGCCAUUGAGGGGCACACCACGUCUGGGGUGCAGCUCCGCCCUCCCCUUGCCAGCUUCCGGAGUACAACUUCGACUCGAAAGACUCCUGGGGGCCCGCUCCCUCCUGCAGAGGCCUGGAGCCUGCCUCGGGAUGGAAGUGGGGCCCCUGGGGCAGGGGAUGUGGCUCCUGCCUCCCCAGAGCCCCCUGUGCCAUCCGCCUCCCCAGAGCCCCCUGUCUCCUGGGCUCGGGCCAAGGCCGAGAGUGAGCUGGAGGAACUGGAGCUGGUGGGGGCUCCGGGGCCGGAGGAGGAGCUGGCCGACAUCUUGCAGGGCCCCAGUCUGCGAUCCACCGAUGACGAGGACGAGGACGAGCUGGUGCUCUGAGCGCCUCCCAGGCCGCGGCACGAAGGCUGUCCGGCGGUCCAGGCUAGCGGGCGGGCCUGUGUGGAAGAGGGUAUUUCCUGAAGCUGGAGAGAUCGCACCCACAUCCGGCCUCUCCUAGGAAUUUUAAAAUGUCAUCCUGAUCGUGUUGGAGGAGGAGCCAGAAUUGGGGCAGGAGUAGCCUUGGUCAAUCGUUUGGGCGUGUCCCCCCAUCCCCAGACAGGCGGUGGUUCUAAGCCCUGCGAAGCGCCCCUGAUAGUCCAAAGGCUUCUUGAGUUUGCCUGUGUGUGGGUGGGGAAUACCUGCUGCCUCCCCCUGGCCCCCCUCCUUCCCCCACAACCCCCCGGCCAGUGCCUUCCCGGCCUUGCCCAUCCCCCGUCAGUUUCCCCAGGGGUGGGUUAAGGGAGGCCCCGGGUGACUGUGGUCCUGCCAGCGUCAUGCGGGAGGAGGAGAUGGAUCACCUCAUGGCCUCAUGGACUGCUGGCCCCAGAAUGCACCCGCAAACUGUCCACAGCCCCUUCUCUCAGAGCCCCCCACCCCGUCCUCCACUCGCCCACAGCCAUUCCCUGAAAUUUGCCUCCAGACUCCAUCCUGCCUCCCACUGUCUGGCCCCGGGCAGAGCCAUUACUUAGUCCCAUUUCCUCCUCCUUUGUCCUCCAUUGAAGCAGUGAGGCAUGGAUCAAGAGCCUGUGGGGGGACAGCCUGGAAGGGGAAAGGUCGCAGGGAGGCUCUGGGUGAAAGGGGCGGUACCAAACAGUCCUGCUGCGGCCCCAGUGGAUUUACUUAACUCCCUCUGGCAGAAAUUCCUCCCAUCUCACACCACAGCUUCCUCACCCUCCAGUUUCCAGGCCACUCCCUCUCCACUGUGCUCCUUGAUCUGUCCUGCCCAAGGGUCAGCUCUGCCCUUGAGGUGCUCUAGCUGGGGCUUCUCCUUCCAAGAGUGGAAGCUCGGGGCAGCUGGGCCACUGGUUCACCCAGAGACUAUACCUUCUUAGGGACUGGUUCUUUGUGUUUCUCUUCUAGGGGUUCAGUGUCAAGAUGGCAGACCUUUUUGAUGCUUCCCACACUUGGGAAGUCAGAUCCUUAUCCUCCCCAAACCAGCGACAGGGAGCCUGCCAUCACCCUGCCUUUUCUAUAAGUGGUCCCAGGUGCUCUGAGCAGCCAGAGACCCUUGCUCCCACCCCCAGGGCUUUUGUCCAUCCCUUCUUUUAUGCCUCAUUUAGUUCUGCAGUUGUGCCCCCUCCCCAGCAUUCCCCCCCGCCCCGCCCCCGGUGCCUGGCCUCCAUCAUCCCCCAAAUAAGACACUCAUAGCCGAAGGUGCCACCACAUUCUGUUUAGUGCCAUUGAACACAGCCUGGAGCCCUCUCCAACAGUACAUCCCUUCCGCCUCCCCAGGCCAAUAGAGAGAGGCUGUAGCCUGGGGAGGGGGACUGGCAGCGGGUCUUUGAGCCCAUGCCCAUGUGUAUAUAAUCUAUAAUAUUUAUAUAUAUAUUUAUAUAUAAUUCUCUCUGUAAUAUAUGUCAUCGAAUCUCUCUUGGGCCUGGGGUGGAAAUGUCAGAUUAAGAAAACAUGCGAAGACUGGCCAUAAAAAUGGAUAUUCCCUAGACCUGGAAGAUGGAGUAUGGGAUGUACAGGUGGGGGUGAGAAGAGGUAAUAAACUCAUUCACCAAGAUUCCCUCCUUGACACAAGGAUAAGCAGGAAGGUGUGGGUGAGGGGGGGCGGGGGCGGCAGGAGGGGAGGGAUGGAAAAUUUGGAUUUUCCUUUAAUAAAGUGAACUCAAAAUGAAAGGGCACCCCCCCCAGCCCCCCCACCAGAAGAAAAUCACUUAGCAAGAACAGUUUCAUUCACCAUGAUAUGAAAACAGCCCCGUUCUGGGACUGCUGUAAAACGUGCGGCACAGCCUUUAACCCCAAGGGAAAAGCAACCCUCCCGCAUCCCCCAGCAGCCUCUUCCUGCACAUGCCCCUCCCCUCCCCCAAAAUAGGCUAUAAGCAAACCCCAUGCACCCUGCCCCCCAGCACCAGAGAGGCAGUUCCUCCCUCCAGAAGAGUCCUGAGAGGGUCUCAGGCCAGCUCCUCAGGUUUGCUCCCUCUUCAGCGUGGAGACGCCUCCCCCGGCCUGACCUCUGGUCAGCAGCGAUGCUGGUACCCAGGGAUGCUGAGCCCAGAUCACGCUCACGUGCGAACUCUGCUAGAACCCUUCAGAGUUUUAGUCGCCUUUUGGCGGGGACCAGCAGGGACCGUUUGGCUUCCUCAGGGAAGGAGGGAGGAAAGAACGCUGCUUUAGAUGACCUUUCCUAACUCCACAGAGCCCUGAGCGAGAAAGGAACUGUGAUGCAUGAACCCGCUCCCUGGACUGGAUGUCCGCUGUGGUCCGGGGGCGGAGUAUAGGGCACGAAGGGGGUGAGAUUAAGAGAAAAGGAUGAUGCCUUAGAGAGGGCAGGUUGCACAAGGUAAGGAAGCGGGGACCCCGUGAGAGGAGGGAACUGUGACAUGCAAAACCCCAAGGACCUGCAGCAGGAGGGCAGGGCGAGGCCAGCAGCGAGGGCCUGAGUUAGGCCACGUGAGCACGCACAACCCUUUAACAGUUUUAGAUGAGGUGACUUCAGCUACCUGUGCUCGCCAUGCCUACUCCUGUUUCCUCCAAGAACCAACUUCAGGUAGCCAUCCUCCCCCUCCCCAGAAGAUGUGGGACGUGGCCUCGGUUGCACUUCAGGGGCACGCGUGUAUGACGCUGUGGGCUUGAUGGAGGCAGGGUCACAGAUGGACAGAAGCGCCCCAACUCUCAACCUCCUCACUCUGGGACACCGCUGCAGCGGGGGCGGGGGGGCAGUGUGCUGCCGUCUCUUCACUCUACCCUUCGACCCUGUCCUCUGCCCUCAGGAUGUCUUACAGAAGUGCUGGGGCUCCAGGUGCUGUGCAGAAGUCCCCACCAGAAUGGAAAGUGGGUGUGGAGGGCAAGCAGUUUCAGGGGCUUAUGCCUCAUUGUAAAACAUCCUGGAAGGAAGAAUACCCAGAUCCUCCUCUCCUUCUCCUCAGGAGGCCUGGGGAGGUGGGGGGGGGACGGACACCUGGGAGGCCCUCCUGGGAGUCCUGGGAGGAGAUGAAGGGGGGCAAAGGGGGCCCAGAGCUACACUGCUCCUCGGCAAACCCCAUGCCCCGGCCGGGGCCUGACAGCACCGGGCCCCUCCCUCCACC
Messenger RNA from Physeter macrocephalus (sperm whale), 5390 nucleotides. RefSeq names its product chloride voltage-gated channel 1 (gene CLCN1). The transcript has 17 exons. Gene Ontology annotation, cellular component: plasma membrane. The record is from RefSeq and is a predicted model, not a curated record. Gene Ontology annotation, molecular function: voltage-gated chloride channel activity. Gene Ontology annotation, biological process: transmembrane transport; chloride transport. NCBI's taxonomy places the organism in Eukaryota, Metazoa, Chordata, Mammalia, Artiodactyla, Physeteridae. Bases 1 to 2196 code for a protein of 731 amino acids.